AAAUAAAUUUUGACAAAAAAAUAGAUAAAUAUAAACUCAGUUUCAUCAAUUCUUUGUCUCCUCGAUAAAAUAUUUUUCAUUUUUGUUUUCCCUCUCACCUUUCUCAUUGGAGGGAAAAUCCAAAAUUUUUGUACCAAAGGAAAAAAAAAAAAUUCAACUUCCUCUACCUUUAAUAAUCUAAUUUAGGGUUUUAAUAUUUUCUUUCAGCUUAAUUUCUUUGAGCUGAUUCUGUAGCAUUUUUCUCGUUGCGUGUGUUCUUUUCAUUUCUUUGAAUGCGAUUCUUGCUGUGAGAGCUUAUCGACUUUGAUUUCCACAUCAGGAUAAUUGUUUGGGAGCUUUAUUUGCUGCUUUGAUUACGUCGACAAAAGUCAGCCAGGUUGUACAACAUAACUCAAAGUGAACAUGCAAACUAAGAAAAAAGCCUCUAGGCGGAACGGUAAUCGAGAAGUCAAUUCUCCUAGGGUUUCAAGAGCACAGAAGAAGGCCUCUGAAAAUGGCCAUGUGGCUGGCUUAAUUACAUCUUCUGCAAGAAAGAUUAAACCUUCUUGCGCUCUUGAAGAUAAAGCUAGAGAGCCAACGCCCCAAACUUUUUUGAAUAACGAGUACAACACUGUGGACAAGGGGGUUUUCAGUACUAAUCUGGGAAAUGAAGCAGUUGAUGGUGCUUCAGUAGAUUUUGAGGGUUGUAACAAGCAAGGUGUACCUCUGGAGACUGGAACUAUAUUCUCUCCUGGGUUUCACUUAUCCAAAGGUCCUGUAGGAAAAGUUGUUGACAGAGUUGAUUUUGUCAAAAUAUUUCGGUGCGAUGAUCAACAAAGAAUUUCUCUCGACCAAGAAGUAACACAAGGAGAUGGCCAUGUUAGUCACGAUUCUGACUCUGCCAUGGAAGUAGACAUAAGCAAUUCAUCAAAUGUGCUUGCUUUAAGCACAAAAACUGUUAAUGGUUGCAAUUCUGAUUUUGAUGGAAAUGGUCUUUCCGUGGAAGUUCCUAACAUGUAUCUUUCCAUGAAAAACUCAAAGCUGGAAUGUGUUGACGAGCAUGGUCAGGACUCUAUAUCCUCUGAUAUGUGCCCAGAGGAUGAUGAAUUUGAGGACUUCGACGAUUUUGACCCUUAUUUAUUCAUAAAGACCUUACCAGACUUGUCAAAGGUUGUUCCCACAUAUAGACGGAUGUUGCUACCUAAGCAGACUCGGAGCUGCCCUCCUAUUACUCUUGUCCUGGACUUGGAUGAAACUUUGGUGCAUUCUUCCCUUGAACCUUGCGAGGAUGUAGACUUUACUUUCACUGUGAAUUUUAAUUCCGAGGAGCACAUUGUCUAUGUACGUUGCCGUCCUCACCUAAAAGACUUCCUCGAGAGAGUUUCUGGUCUUUUUGAGAUUAUUAUAUUUACAGCUAGUCAAAGUAUUUAUGCUGACCAACUCCUAAAUGUGCUUGAUCCUAAGCGGAAGAUAUUUCGCCAUCGUGUAUUCCGUGAAUCCUGUGUUUAUGUGGAGGGGAAUUACCUCAAAGAUUUAACAGUGCUCGGUCGUGAUUUAGCACAUGUUAUAAUAAUUGACAACUCCCCACAGGCAUUUGGGUUCCAAGUGGACAAUGGAAUACCAAUUGAGAGUUGGUUUGAUGAUCCUUCAGAUAGAGAAUUGCUUUUAUUGCUCCCUUUCUUGGAGAGUUUAGUAGGAGUUGAUGAUGUCCGGCCCAAAAUUGCAAAAAGGUUCAAGCUCAGGGAGAAAAUAGCUGCGGCUGUGCAUCCUUUAAAUACAAAUAGAAGGGAUUUCUUGUCUGAAUAAAUUAUUUGUGCAUUGAACAAUGUUUAGGAAAGGAAAACACUUGUAUUAUUUGUAUGUUAUAGUAUUCUGGUUCUUAUAUUAUUAUUAUUAUGAUAUUAAAAACAUCAUUCUCUUUGUUGUUGAAGUGGCAAUGACAACAUUGAACCAGAAAAGGGGAAUAUGAGUGUAAGCAUGUGUCGAGAGUAGACUAGUGCCGAUGCUUGGUUGAUUAUCAUCCUGGUAAUAAAAAUUCCUCAACUGAUUAUUAUCUA
This is a messenger RNA of Trifolium pratense (red clover), 2036 nucleotides long. RefSeq names its product CTD small phosphatase-like protein 2. Bases 403 to 1785 code for a protein of 460 amino acids. The record is from RefSeq and is a predicted model, not a curated record. NCBI's taxonomy places the organism in Eukaryota, Viridiplantae, Streptophyta, Magnoliopsida, Fabales, Fabaceae. Gene Ontology annotation, molecular function: phosphoprotein phosphatase activity. The transcript is spliced from 7 exons.